This is a messenger RNA of Coregonus clupeaformis (lake whitefish), 1822 nucleotides long. Its product is annotated as cyclin-dependent kinase 5 activator 1-like. Gene Ontology annotation, cellular component: protein kinase 5 complex; cytoplasm. Bases 535 to 1797 code for a protein of 420 amino acids. The transcript has 2 exons. The record is from RefSeq and is a predicted model, not a curated record. Gene Ontology annotation, biological process: positive regulation of cyclin-dependent protein serine/threonine kinase activity; brain development; activation of protein kinase activity. Gene Ontology annotation, molecular function: cyclin-dependent protein serine/threonine kinase activator activity; protein kinase binding. NCBI's taxonomy places the organism in Eukaryota, Metazoa, Chordata, Actinopteri, Salmoniformes, Salmonidae.
UUAUUCUACAAUGUAGAAAAACCCUUGAAUGAGUAGGUGUGUCCAAACCUUUAACUGGUACGGUAUAUCUUUUUUUAUAACUUUGGAGUGUAGUUUUAGACGUUUUUAUUUGAGCUACUGCUGGUUCUUAUGUUGCGUUUUACACGAAAAGGCUAUUUAGCCUACUUCUAUAACGCAUUUUAAGCUAGUCCUUCAGUCAGUCCUGACAUAGAAGUAGGCCUGUAUGCUCCCCACUUCAAAUAGCGAUUAUAGGCGAGCACCUAUUUGUCCCUAGGCUAAAUGCUCAUUAUCGGAGUAGAUUGCUAAAGUGAAAUGACUAACGCACCCUUUAGGGGGAAGAAGAGUCUGGUGGUGAACGAGAUAAGCGCGCACCUGACAGAGGUGCCAAUUUAAUUUGACAGACCAUUGAGAUCCAUGCAAAACACUCGCAGAUACAUGUUAUUCAUCCAUUGAGGCCAGAAAUAUAACGCUGUAGCGUAGCAGUCACUCAAAGAUGAUUUCGUUUUCAACGUAUUGAGCUAGGCUAUAGCAAAUAUGAGGCAAAUUCUAUCAUGGCGAAAAUCGGACUUUAUUUAUUUGUGUUAUUUAUUUAUUUUGCCAACAUCAAACUUAAUCUUUCACAAAAUUGCCUCUAUGACAUGCCUCUUUAUUACGACGGGGACACACAAUUUCAGAACGCUCGAUUUCAGAACCUUGGACAAUUCCGAUGUUCACAACCAUAACAGCCUUGAACUCAAAGCACCUGGACAACCCGUCUUUACCUUUCAAUUAACGAAGAAAAUAUUGAAUUAUCUUUACAAUUUUUCACAUAUCAACUUGAAAUCAGCACUAUUGACCAUGGGAUCCGCAAUGUCUAUCUCACUCCGCGAGAAGGCAGUCCACUUCAAAGAUGGGCCGGACACGGUGGGCCACUUCUUUGAAGUCCAGACCCGUAAGAGCGGCAAAGACAAGACCCUGAAGCGCUACUCGCCAUGGAGGUGGAUUGUGAAGAGGAAAGGCUCCAAGAAGGUGCAGGCCCACGAGAACACCAACCAAAACAACAUCGCCCAUCUGAGUAACGAGAACCUGGAGAAGUCUCAGUCCUCCUCCAACUUGUCCACCCUCACCCUGGAGAAGUCUCAAUCCUGUGACAAGCUGUCCACCCAGUACCAGAGCACUCCAGCCAUCGCCAACAGCUCCAACAACGCCGCCUCGUCGGUCGAGAAGGCCCCCUUGACCAACUCCAACACGGCCCCCGACACGCCCCAGACGGUGAUCGUCCAGGACCUCGACACGCCCAAGAGGCUGGUGAUGGUCCAUGCUACAACCGGCGAGCUGCUGCGCUGCCUGGGUGAGUUCCUGUGCCGGCGCUGCUACCUGAUCCAGGACAUGUCUUCCAUGGACCCGGAGCUGUGGCUGCGGGUGGUUGACCGUUAUCUGCUGGACAACUGCUAUCAGAACCAGAGCUGCAUCAACCCGGCCAUGGUGGUCUUCCUCUACAUGCUGUGCCGCGAAGCGGUCUCCUCCGAGGUGGCCACCUUGCAUGAGCUGCAAGCCGUGCUGCUUACCUGCCUCUACACGACCUGCUCCUACUUUGGCAACCAGAUCUCCUACCCCCUGGGACCCUUCCUGGUGGAGACCUGCAGGCAGACCUUCUGGAUCCGCUGCAUGUCCAUCACCAAGCUAAUGAGUGGUAAGAUGCUCCAGAUGAACACAGACCCUAACUUCUUCUCCCAGAUGUUUGCUGACCUGAAGAACGAGAGCCAGAAGGAGGAGAAGAAGAGCCGCCUGCUCAGCGGUGUGUACAGCACUCAGUGAGGGACCUAGGGUAAAGGGGCCAGGG